AGUGCUGCUGAGAUCAUGUCUGUGCUGUUAUUCCACGUCAUGAGAUAUAAAGAGGAGGACCCGGAGAACCCAAACAACGACCGCUUUAUCCUCUGUAAACAACUGGCAUUUUUUGAUAUGGCAAUCGGAUGGUACGGACAAGGAUUGGGCACUGCAUGCGGCAUGGCAUAUACUGGCAAAUACUUUGACAAGGCCAGCUACCGGGUGUUCUGCCUCUUGAGAGACCGUGAGUCUUGGGAAGGCUCCGUCUGGGAGGCAUUGGCCUUUGCUUCCCACUACAGUCUGGAUAAUCUCAUAGCCAUCUUCGAUGUGAACCGCCUGGGCCGCAGUGGCGUCUUGCCCAUUGAGAACUGCAUAGACAUCUAUCAGAAGCGCUGUGAAGCCUUUGGGUGGAAUACUUAUGUGGUGGAUGGCCGUGAUGUUGAGACACUGUGUGCAGUAUUCUGGCAGGCAACUCAAGUGAAGGACAAGCCCACUGCUGUAAUUGCCAAGACCUUCAAGGGCCGGGGCAUGCCAAGCAUUGAGGAUGCAGAAAGUUGGCAUGGAAGGCCAAUGCCAACAGAAAGAGCAGAUGCGAUUAUCAAACUAAUUGAGAGCCAGAUAGAGACCAACAGACAUCUCGAACCAAAACCCCCUGUUGAAGACUCGCCUCAAGUCAACAUCACAGACAUACAGAUGACUUCUCCACCUGCUUACCAAGUUGGUGAAAAGGUAGCUACUCGUAAAGCAUGUGGUUUGGCUCUGGCUAAGCUGGGCCAUGCAAAUGAGAGAGUCAUUGUGCUGGAUGGUGACACCAAGAACUCGACCUUCUCUGAGAUGUUCAAGAAGGAGCAUGCUGAGCGCUUCAUCGAGUGUUUUAUUGCCGAGCAAAACAUGGUGAACGUGGCACUGGGGUGCGCCAUCCGUGGUCGGACCAUUGCUUUUGUUAGUACCUUCGCUGCCUUUUUGUCCCGAGCAUUUAAUCAGAUCCGGAUGGGAGCCAUCUUUGAAAGCAACAUCAAUAUUGUUGGGUCCCACUGCGGGAUAUCUGUUGGUGAAGAUGGUGCCUCCCAGAUGGCACUGGAGGACUUGGCCAUGUUCCGAGCCAUUCCCAACUGCACCAUUUUCUAUCCAAGUGACGCCAUCUCUACAGAGCAUGCUGUGUUCCUGGCGGCCAAUACCAAGGGGAUAUGCUACAUUCGAACCAACCGCCCAGAAACUGAUGUUAUUUACACCCCACAAGACAAUUUUGGGAUUGGACAAGCCAAGGUCAUUCGCCACAAUGUCAAUGACAAGGUUACAGUUAUUGGAGCUGGAGUCACUCUGCAUGAAGUCCUAGCAGCUGCUGCUGAUCUUUCCAAAGAAGAUAUUUCUGUCCGUGUCAUCGACCUAUUUACCAUUAAGCCCCUGGAUGCUGCCACCAUCAUCUCCAAUGCAAAAUGCACAGGUGGCCGAAUUAUCACAGUGGAGGAUCACCACCCGGAAGGUGGCAUCGGGGAGGCUGUCUGUGCAGCUGUUUCCAUGGAGCCUGACAUCCUGGUUCACCGCCUGGCAGUGCAAGGAGUGCCUCGGAGUGGGAAGUCCAGUGAAUUGCUGGAUAUGUUUGGAAUUAGUACCAAACACAUUAUAGAGGCCGUGAGAAAUAUUUUAACAAACUAA
Messenger RNA from Phyllostomus hastatus (greater spear-nosed bat), 1638 nucleotides. RefSeq names its product transketolase like 1 (gene TKTL1). Gene Ontology annotation, molecular function: transketolase activity; thiamine pyrophosphate binding. Bases 16 to 1638 code for a protein of 540 amino acids. The record is from RefSeq and is a predicted model, not a curated record. The transcript has 12 exons. NCBI's taxonomy places the organism in Eukaryota, Metazoa, Chordata, Mammalia, Chiroptera, Phyllostomidae.